This is a messenger RNA of Gorilla gorilla gorilla (western lowland gorilla), 1919 nucleotides long. RefSeq names its product leukocyte immunoglobulin like receptor A4 (gene LILRA4). Gene Ontology annotation, cellular component: plasma membrane. The coding region runs from base 248 to 1549 and encodes 433 amino acids. Gene Ontology annotation, biological process: cytokine-mediated signaling pathway; immune response-regulating signaling pathway. The record is from RefSeq and is a predicted model, not a curated record. Gene Ontology annotation, molecular function: inhibitory MHC class I receptor activity. Lineage: Eukaryota; Metazoa; Chordata; Mammalia; Primates; Hominidae. The transcript has 7 exons.
UAGGGCAUCCCAGGGGCUCAAGGAAAAGAAGAAGACCUGCUCAGCCUUCGGAGGCAAAUCUCUCACAGGGAACUCUCUUCCAGGGCUGAGCCUGGGCCCCAGGACCUGGGUGCAGGCAGAAAACCUACUCAAACCCAUCCUGUGGGCCGAGCCAGGUCCCGUGAUCACCUGGAAUAACCCCGUGACCAUCUGGUGUCAGGGCACCCUGGAGGCCCAGGGGUACCGUCUGGAUAAAGAGGGAAACUCAAUGUCGAGGCACAUAUUAAAAACACUGGAGUCUGAAAACAAGGUCAAAUUCUCCAUCCCAUCCAUGAUGUGGGAACAUGCAGGGCGAUAUCACUGUUACUAUCAGAGCCCUGCAGGCUGGUCAGAUCCCAGCGACCCUCUGGAGCUGGUGGUGACAGCCUACAGCAGACCCACCCUGUCCGCCCUGCCAAGCCCUGUGGUGACCUCAGGAGUGAACGUGACCCUCCGGUGUGCCUCACGGCUGGGACUGGGCAGGUUCACUCUGAUUGAGGAAGGAGACCACAGGCUCUCCUGGACCCUGAACUCACACCAACACAACCAUGGAAAGUUCCAGGCCCUGUUCCCCAUGGGCCCCCUGACCUUCAGCAACAGGGGUACAUUCAGAUGCUACGGCUAUGAAAACAAAACCCCGUACGUGUGGUCGGAACCCAGUGACCCCCUGCAGCUACUGGUGUCAGGCGUGUCUAGGAAGCCCUCCCUCCUGACCCUGCAGGGCCCUGUCGUGAUCCCCGGAGACAAUCUGACCCUCCAGUGUGGCUCUGAUGUCAGCUACAUCAGAUACACUCUGUACAAGGAGGGGGCCGAUGGCCUCGCCCAGCGCCCUGGCCGGCAGCCCCAGGCUGGGCUCUCCCAGGCCAACUUCACCCUGAGCCCUGUGAGCCGCUCCUACGGGGGCCAGUACAGAUGCUACGGCGCACACAACGUCUCCUCCAAGUGGUCGGCCCCCAGUGACCCCCUGGACAUCCUGAUCGCAGGACAGAUCCCUGACAGACCCUCCCUCUCAGUGCAGCCGGGCCCCACAGUGACCUCAGGAGAGAAGGUGACCCUGCUGUGUCAGUCAUGGGGCCCGAUGUUCACUUUCCUUCUGACCAAGGAGGGGGCAGCCCAUCCCCCGCUGCGUCUAAGUUCCACUUACAGAGCUCAUAAGUACCAGGCUGAAUUCCCCAUGAGCCCUGUGACCUCAGCCCACGCGGGGACCUACAGGUGCUACGGCUCACGCAGCUCCAACCCCUACCUGCUGUCUCACCCCAGUGAGCCCCUGGAGCUCGUGGUCUCAGGAGCAACUGAGACCCUCAAUCCAGCACAAAAGAAGUCAGAUUCCAAGACCGCCCCACACCUCCAGGAUUACACAGUAGAGAAUCUCAUCCGCAUGGGUGUGGCUGGCUUGGUCCUGCUGUUCCUCGGGAUUCUGUUAUUUGAGGCUCAGCACAGCCAGAGAAGCCCCCCAAGGUGCAGCCAGGAGGCAAACAGCAGAAAGGACAAUGCACCCUUCAGAGUGGUGGAGCCUUGGGAACAGAUCUGAUGAUCUCAGGAGGUUCUGGAAGACUGGGGCAGCAGUUGGGGAAGUGUCUGCUGAGAAUAUCAAGGGGAAGAAGCAUGGGUCAGGUGCAGGAAGAUGUCUGGGUGUCUGUAGAAGAUGCUUCCUCCAUUAACCUGUGGUGCUUUCCUCCUCAUUGUCGACUCCCCUUGACUGCCCCUCCCUUCGUUUUUCUUCCCUAUGAUGUAAGGCUUCACCCCUAUGGUGGGUUUGGGUCCGCCCCUCUGUGACCUCAUGCUCUGCUCCACUUUCAGGUAAUACAUCUUUCUUUAUUUCUAACUACUGCAUUUUCUAAUGUGUGUUACUGGGACUAUCUCUUCAGCUCAUAACAUGGAAUUUGCUUUUGAUAAUUAAA